Molecule: messenger RNA, 4219 nt
Organism: Condylostylus longicornis
Lineage: Eukaryota; Metazoa; Arthropoda; Insecta; Diptera; Dolichopodidae
Gene: dysf
Exons: 11
Coding region: 607-3444 (945 amino acids)
Biological process (GO): regulation of transcription by RNA polymerase II
Molecular function (GO): protein dimerization activity; RNA polymerase II transcription regulatory region sequence-specific DNA binding; DNA-binding transcription factor activity, RNA polymerase II-specific
Source: RefSeq, a predicted model, not a curated record
GUGUAAAAAUAUUGUAAAAAAUUAAACGAAUCAUAAUUAAAUAUUUUUUAAAUUAUUAAAUUGAAAAAUUGGUGAAAAUGAAAAUGCUGGAUAUUACACUCAAAUUAAAAUGAUUGUUUUUCAGAUGAAUUAUUGUUUUGGUUAAUAACAAAAAUAUAUUGAUAACACCGCCAAUUAAAUUUAUGGGAGAGUUAAGAAAAUAAGAAAUUUAUUGUUGUUGCUCCUAAUAAUAUCAGCAAGACUGGGUAUCUUAUGAAAUUUUAAAAAUAAAUCAAACUUUAAAUUGAAUAUGAACCAAAUUUGGAAAUAAAUCUUUAUUAGUACACAAAACCAAAUCAAAAUGAUUUUAACAAAAGUUACAAAAAAAAUCCCAAUAUGAUUGCGUUUGUCACUUGAAAAUAAAAAGCUGUUCCACAAAAAAAUGCUUUUUUAAGGGAUUUAAGAAGAAAUUUGCAUAAAUGCGUCAUAAUCCGCUAAUUUAUUUUGAAAGAAGAAAAACGAAAUAAGGUAAAAGUAAAUAAAAGCAACUUGAUAUCAAUCAGCACUUUGGAUUUCAAUUUCAAAUAAAUAUCGGCAACAGUACAGUAGCUUAGUAACUAAAAGACAAUGUAUAGUGAAAAACGUUUGGAUAAAAAUCAAACAGGGCUUCCCAUAACACCUUUAGGGAGCAAUCACCAUUCUCAUCAUCAUCAUAAUCAAUUACAUCAUCAUCAUGUGCAUCAUUUACAUCCACAUCAUAAUCCAUUACAAAUAAAUCAUGCGACUGUUAGUGCUGCACCUUCAGCAAUUCAACAGCAUUCACAUCAUCAGCAUCAUCAGGUCCAUCCCAGUGUUCAUUCAGCUGUACACAUACCAAUUUCAAAUCCUCAUUCACAUUCACCAAUAUCUGCUGUUGUACAGCAACAGCAACAACAGCAAGCAACACAACAUCAAACACAGCAGCAAAAUGUUCAACACCAGGUGCAGCAACAACAACAGCAACAACAGCAACAAUCUCAACAACAGCCACAACAACAGCAACAGUCACAACAACAGGGGCAAGGAACAAUGUUUACAAGAUUUGAUGCUAACAAAUCAACAAAAGGUGCAUCAAAACUGCGACGAGAUUUAAUCAAUGCUGAAAUUGCAAAUCUUCGAGAUUUGUUGCCAUUACCACAAUCUACUAGACAAAGAUUAUCACAGUUACAAUUAAUGGCACUAGUUUGUGUUUAUGUAAGAAAGGCUAACUAUUUUCAACAAGUAUUUAAGCGACAUGAUAUUGGUAUACACCAUGCGCCAACACCAAAUAUAGGAUUUUCCAAGGCAUUAUCCGGUUUCUUAAUGAUGCUAACCCAAAAUGGUAAACUGCUUUAUAUAUCCGAUAAUGCAGCUGAAUAUCUGGGACACUCUAUGGAGGAUUUACUUAUACAUGGUGAUUCAGUUUACGAUAUCAUUGACAAACAGGAUCAUGGACCUAUUCAAGCUGAAUUAAAUCGUAAUGUUCCACAGCCACCUGGUCAACAUCAUAGCCAACAUAAUUCCAUAUCAAAUCUUGAAGGUGAACGUAGAAUGUUUUUAUGCCGAAUGAAUGUUAGUCGAAAUGCAAGACGUCAAAUGAGAUUUGGUGAUCAAAAGGUUGUACUAGUUCAAGGACAUUAUUUAUCUUAUUUGCCAUUAUGUAGUCGAAACGAGCCAGUUUUUUUAGCAACAUGUACCCCAAUUGCAAUGCCAGAAACAAGAGAAUGUGUUGUGCAGGGUGCUACAAAUGUUUUUACAACAAUUCAUUCAAUGGAUAUGAAAAUCGUACAUGUCGAUAAGAAUGGUGAAUUUCAUUUAGGCUACAAUAAAACUGAAAUUCAAGGACUCUCUUGGUAUAACUUAUUACAUUGGGAGAAUGUGAGAGAAGCACAGAAUAAGCAUAGAUUAAUUACACAAUCUGAACAAGACAGGUCUUGUAUCCUUUUAGUACAAAUGCAACAUAGACAAGGUGAUUUUAUUUGGGUGCAUGUUGUUUUACAAGUACGUGAUGGUCAAGAUUCAAAUCAACAACCAGUCAUUGUUUGUACCAAUCAAGUAUUAAAUGAAGAAGAAGCUUCUGUGAUGCUAGCAAAUUCAUGGCUUUAUCAUUAUUAUUCCGUACAAUCAAAAAUACAAUUCGGAAUACCAUUUGAAGGUCCAACACGUGUCCCACCCACACCAACAUACUAUCACCAUCAUUCACAUCAUCCAGGUGGAUUACCUACAAAUCUUACCCCACACGGUUACUCAAGUCAUCAUCAUCCAUCACAUCAUGUGCCAUAUGGUUACCAUUCACCGUUAGGUAUUGGUCCACCACAAUCUUCACCAUCUCAUGUAAUGGGACAUCCUAAUGGUAACAGUAAUGGUAUGAUAGGACCAUACUCAGCUUACAGAUUAGAGCCUGUCGAUUUUAGUAAUAGUCCUAAUCAACAACAACAACAGCAUCAACAGCAUACCCAACAGCAACAACAUCAGCAACCACAGCCUCCAAAUAAUAUAUCACCACCAGAAUCAGUUGAACCUCGUUGUAGUUCAACAAAUAGUUCCAGUUCGGGAAGCCAUCAUCAUUCACUUUCAAAUGCUAGAAUAAAUCCUGUAUCACCGCCAACAAAACGUAGAGCUAUUAACAAACUGGAACCACUGUACAUAAUUGAAAGUGAAAGUCCUGAGUCAAGUAAUAUUGGUAUAACUGAUUUAGAUAAUCAAUAUUGUCACAACGGUGGUAAUAGCGGUGGUGGAAUUGGGAUCCUUGGUGAACAUGGCGGGGGAGGUGGUGGUUCACUUGCAUAUGAGGCUGUUGUUGUCCCACCAAAUCGUUCAAGAAUACUGACUAAAAUCUUACCAACUGAUCCGCCUGAUUUAAUAGAUCAAUGGAAUCCAAGUCCACCUUGGUCAGAAACAGCACAAAAAGCUCCCGAUAUAACACAUCAAGAACUAAGCCCUUAUUUUACCACCACAACGCCACCAACACCAAACAGCGCUCCACCAUUACAAACAUGUGGUCAAGCAUUCUCGUUUGACUGGAUGUCAGAGCAAUUUAUACCGAUAUCAACGAUUACGAAUGAUUCAUGCGGUGUUAAUGGCAGCUCUGCAUGUGUGCCAUGCUUAACCCCAGAUGGUAUAACAGUACAAGUGCCAUUGCAUCAAAUGUCAAUGACAUCACAUCAUCCUCAUUCGCAUCAUCAUCAUCAUCAUCAUCAUCAUCUUCACCAUCAUCAUCCACAUUGGCCACCGGAUCAUAAUGGAAGAAUAAUAACGUUACAAGCAAUCAAUAAUAGCCUUUCACCACAAGCAAGUAAUUCUAGCACUGAUUCCAAUAGCAAUAAUAAUAGCAAUAUUAGCAAUAGUAGUAAUGAUAACAAUAGUACCAUUAGUAAGAAUCACACAAAUGAUAUUAAAACUUGCAUUGAUAUUAAAGAAGAACAUGAUAAAGAUGGUCGAAGAUGAAUUGAAGUUUACUUUAGAACUACUAAAGUCUAUAUUAAAAAAAAUAAAUCUCACAUUGUAAAGUAUAAUGGCUGGCUUAGUGCAAUUUUAUAUAUUUAUAGUUUUUUAUUUUCUUUUCACACUAUUUAUUUUAAAAAAUUUCUUAGUAUUUUUAAUUUAGUACAGUGCUGUAUUUAUAAAUUAAUUUUAUUUAACUAAAGCAUUUUUUCUUUAGACAAUUUAGAAGAGAAUUAAAUGAAACCCAAUGGAAUUUAUAAUUUGUAAAUAAUUUUUUUAUUGAAACAGGCCAAUAUUAGAAAACAUAAGUUGUAAAAAAUCAAAUUCAAAUAGGAAAUUAGUACCAGAACUUUGAAACACAUUAUUUAAAGGAAACGUUAAUUAAAGAAAAAUAAUGCUGGAAUAGUGAUGCUAUGUAUUUAUAAAAUUAAAUUAAGUUCAAUUGCACUCGGGAAUCUUUUUAAAUCUAUUUUAAAGCUCUUUUGAUUCAAAUUUACUUGAACUGAAAACUGAAAAUUUUUGAACUGAAAAUUUUUUUGACUAGUAAACGAAUUUUUAUCAAAUUCCUUAUUAAAAUUUAAUUUGAAAUUGCUUUAAUAUAAUUUAUGCAAUUCAAUAAAGUUUCAAAAUUACAUUUGUGGCUCAUCAACAAGUUGAGCCAAAAUAGCAUUACUAUUAAACGCAUAUAUAAUGACAAUAACUUAUUAGUAUUACGGAAAUUCUCUACAUUCCUUAGAGAUUAAUUAAUUUAUAGAAUAAAUAAGUAAUUUGAAUAAUA